Molecule: messenger RNA, 5237 nt
Organism: Micropterus dolomieu (smallmouth bass)
Lineage: Eukaryota; Metazoa; Chordata; Actinopteri; Centrarchiformes; Centrarchidae
Gene: fhip1aa
Product: FHF complex subunit HOOK interacting protein 1Aa
Exons: 13
Coding region: 478-3444 (988 amino acids)
Source: RefSeq, a predicted model, not a curated record
CGGCUUUACCUUUGUGUGAGCUGCGGACCAGGUUAAGUAGCUUAAGCGGACUGGUAUGAAAGAAGGAAAUUGUGGAGCUGUGACCAAGAGCAACUUGGUUAUUUUCUCCUGAGGGGACAUACUGAGUGCUUGUUUGUGGUAAAACCUGCUGUUCGACGCCGCUCAAAACUGCUGUGCGCUUUUCCCCGUCCAACCCGGAGGAUCCGUUCAGCGAGCAGCUUACUCAUGUCCAGUCACUUCCCACCACGCCUGGCUUCUCACACGGACACUCACUUUCUUCUCAUCUCUCUCUUUGUUUUGUUUUUUGACAAAAGGACAAGAAUGAGGUCCUUGUCAACCUGUCACUGAAGAUGGUUCAGCGAAGGCCCUCUGCGAUUAUGCUUCCUCCUGUGGUUAUGGUUGCACCCAGUAAGCAAUCAGGAAUGUCCUCCUUCUCCUGCCUAUGACAUGGUUUAACCCACGUAUGAUCUGGUCAUCAUGAUGGCCUCCAUGGUUGCCAAUGGAAACCGAGAUGGGCAGGCUCUGGAUUUGAAAGGGGUGGAUCCAGAGACCUGCAUGAUUGUGUUCAAGAACCACUGGGCUCAGGUGGUGAAGAUCCUAGAAAAGCAUGAUCCCCUGCGCAGCAACUCCACCCUGCCCUCCCUGAGUGUCAUCAACCUCAGCGCUGGCUCUAGCGGCGGCCCUCGUUUUGGCACCAUCCCCGGAGAUGAAGCGAGUGCGGUGCAGAACUAUGUGGAGCACAUGCUGUUCCUGCUCAUGGAGGAGGAGAGCGGUCAGGCCGGAGCCAUGGGCCCGAUCCUGGAGUUUGUGGUCAUGGAGAACGUGAUGGAGCGUCUCUUUGUGUGGAGCCUCCGCAGGGAGUUCACAGACGACAUGAAGGUGGAGCAGCUAAAGAUGUACGAGAUGCUGGUGGGCCAAGCGCACCAGCCUCUGCUGCAUCACAAGCCCAUCCUGCGGCCACUCAUGAUGCUGCUGUCGUCCUGUUCAGGCACCGCAGCGCCAGAGGUGGAAGCCGAGCUGGUGCUGCUGCUCAACCAGCUGUGCUGCGUUCUGGCAAAGGACCCUUCAAUUCUGGAGCUGUUUUUCCACACAAGUGAGGAUCAGGGAGCCACCAACUUCCUCAUUUUCUCCCUGCUCAUCCCCUUCAUCCACAAGGAGGGCACAGUGGGCCAGCAAGCCAGAGAUGCACUGCUGCUCAUUAUGUCGUUGUCUGCUGAGAAUGAGCGAGUGGCCAAACACAUCGCAGAAAAUACCUACUUCUGUCCGGUGCUGGCCACAGGGCUGAGCGGUCUGUACUCAUCUCUGCCCACCAAGCUGGAGGUUCCCAGUGAGGAGUGGCACUGCCUGCACAGAGAGGACUGGCUCCAGAUGCCAUCCCUCAUACAGUUUCUCAACUCACUGGAGUUCUGCAACGCUGUUAUUCAGGUGGCGCACCCUGAUAUCAGAGAACAGCUAGUUAGCUACAUCUACAAUGGAUUCCUUGUGCCUGUCCUAGCACCAGCUCUGCACAAGCUGACUCUAGAAGAGGUUAUGACCACCACAGCGUAUCUCGACCUCUUCCUGAGGAGUGUCUCUGAGCCGGCCCUGCUGCAGACUUUCCUCUCCUUCAUCCUCCUCCACCAACAUGAGAACGUCCACAUUUUAGAUACUCUAGUCAGCCGCAUCAACACCCCCUUCCAGUUGGGUACCGUGUCACUGGCACUUUUCCGCACUCUCAUUGGCUUAUACUGUGAAGAUGUGAUGCUGCAGCUCAUAUUGAGGUACCUGAUCCCCUGUAAUCACAUGAUGUUGAGUCAGAGACGUGUUGUAAGGGAGAGGGACUGCUACUCUGUGUCAGCAGCUAAGAUCCUGGCAUUAACGCCGUCCUGCUGCUCUCCUGAUCACAGCCCCCCGCCCCUCCGACAGCUGGACUCCAUCCUCUUUUCCAAGGGAGCAGAGAUUCCCAGCAACACCAGCGCCACCGAGAAGAAAAAGAGCUUCUUAGAAGAGGAUGAUGACUCAGGUAAUUCCUGCACCAUCGGCUCAGAAAUCUACCUGGAUGUCAGUUACCUUCAUUACCUCUAUGAUGCCCGUCUGAGCAUCAGCAGCUGCAUAAGGGCCUGCCAGGUUUGGUCAGCCCGGUACGACGGUGAGGACCCCCCUCCUGAGAAAUACCAGCCCGGCGUCCUCGAGGAGCCAGGGCUGAAGAGUCGGCAAGCCCAGAUGGCUCUCAAGAAAGUUCCACAGCUGCUUGCUCUGCGCCCUCAACCCUGCCCGGCGCCGAAUACAGAGCCACCCUCCACCAACCAGCUGGAGCUGGAGUGGGAUGAUAGUUACGAUGCGUGCCCGGUGCAGGCUGCUGAGGCUCCUGUGGAGAGUAAACGUCCGCAGCAGCCUCCUGCUGAGCCCCCAAAACACAUCCAGGAGAUGAGGAAAACAGCCAUCAUGUUGGUAAAAGGCUCAUAUAUUGAGGAAAAUGAGUUCCAGGACGAUGUCAUGGUAUAUGAUCUUGUUGCCAAGAAAGAUGCCAGAGAUGUCGAGCGCGGAAAGCUCACCUCCAACGGGUCUGAAUCAGAAGAAACCCAACCAGGCACUGUUGAUGUUCCUCUAAUAAACGGACUCAGUCUAACGCUUCCAACCUCUCUGAUGGCCACAAAGGCCAAAGUUCAGACAGAUUGUAAUUCCAACGUCCAAAACAACACUGCCGCUGAUUUGGGUGACGACCUUUUGGCUCAAUAUGAAGACCUCAUUCGUGCAUUGGACACAGAAGCAGGUGGAAAACAGGACAAAACCGAGGGAGAGUUGAAGAAGCCUGUCACACCUGUGGUGGUGGAGGAGGAAGAGGAGGAUGAGAUGGAUUUCACCUCCUUCUCUGCUGAGACACCCGAGACAGAGAAACUGCAUUCGCCGUUUGGGACCAAGUUUCCCUCUGGAAGUGCAGGGAGAGGCCAUUCAGUGCCUUUUACAGGUCCAUUUGUCAGUGUGCUCUUGUCUCGCAUGGAGAACAUGCUGUCCAACUCGCUUCAUGUCAACCUGUUGUUGACGGGCAUCCUGGCCCAGUUGGCGACCUACCCUCAGCCUCUCCUGCGCUCUUUUCUCCUCAACACCAACUUGGUCUUUCAGCCGACUGUUCGCUCUCUUUACCAGGUAUUGGCUACCGUGAAGCACCAGAUAGAAGACUUGGCUGCCACCAGAAAAGACUUUCCAGAGCUGAUCACUGCCGCCCAGCACUGGCUGCUGGCCAGGGAAACUUCAUUCAUGUCAGCAGACAAAAGCAGCAGCAAACACUCCACCCACGGUGAGGCGGGAAGGAUCUUGAAGAGUUCACCGCCACAAAAACCCAAAGCCAUCUCUCUGGAUCGGACAGAAGUCUUCGCUACCGUCCUCUUCACGGAGUUCCUCAAAGAACUGGCUGCUAUUGCACAAGAGCACUCCAUCUUAUCAUACAUUCCUAUGGAAGAGUGAUCGUGUCCCAGUAGGCUUCUGUGAUGAGUCCAAGUAAACUCUGAAAGAUUUUUAAAGAGUCCUUCUUUUUUUGGUGCUUUUGAUGCACUUACUUGAUGAAGAAACCUCUUAGAUCAAGUAAUAGCGUAUUUAUUUUCCAAGCUAAGAUAAUCAAUUUCAUGUGCUUUUUAAUUUCAUCUUUCUAGUUCUGGAAACCAGCUGUCAAUGCUCAUAAGAGAGAGCUCCAGGUCCACCAACCAAAGACUGUAAAGAGAGGAUUUAAAAAAACAAACAAACAACAUUUCUUAUUGGCCCUCAUUUGAACUCCAGGUUCUUCUUUCUGAAUGUCUUCUACAACCAGCUGCAACCCCAGCAAGAUGUCUGCUGCUCAGUGUGGUUCUGUUAAAAACUCAGGUGGCCUUUUUGAAGAGUUGUUGCCUCUAUGCCAUUGAAUUACACACCAUAACUGAGCACCUCGUGGAGCCUCUCUUGCUUUGAAGCUUUUGAAUUAUAUAAUUAAUUUAGUCAUUUAAAGAUAAUAGUUGUAGCCAACUGGCAGCAGGCCUGGCAUCGUCACACAUGCCAAACUUUGUUCUCUGUUCUUAUGCAAUUGUUACAUGACUACAUUGUUUUGGGGGGGCAGUUUGGUCACUUUUGUCUUUAAACUUUACAAAGUGGUAUUUUCACAAAAUCUUUGUGGUGUUAGAUGUACAUUUUCUUUGGUGUUUUCCUGUUCAUUUGUGACGGUACCUCAGGAGAUUUUGAAUACACGUUCUGUUCAUUUAACAGCCUUUGGGUGAAGCAACUUUCCUACAAUGCACUAGUUUCUCACAUUAUUUGGCUCCACGUGUUCUCCAGAUCAGAGCGCCGACUCUAGAAUUAUUCAUGCUAUAUUUAAUUUGCCUUACUUUAGUGAUGUUUUAUAAUGUACAUAUGUAAGAAAAAUGUUCUAAUGACAAAACACUAUGCAAAUCAUGGGUAUAAUUAAGUUUUGGAUAUAUUCAGAAUGGGAAGGGGUAUUUAAGCUUUUAUGAGAGUUUCUAUUGCCACUUUUUUUCAAAGGUUAUACUAGAGGCAAGCUGUUGGGGUUUAUCACCAUCUUCUAUUUAGGGAUUGUGUAGGGUGUUUUAGUUGUGAUAAGUCUGAAAUAUCACUGUCUGGAGAGUUGUAGUUUUGUGUCUGUUGAAAACCAUCUCAGAUUUUAACAAUUACUGAGGGCAAAUUGCCUUUAUUUUAGUCCAGGUAUUGCACAUGGUUGUUUGUGUGGUUGUUAAAAUGUUAAUACAAGAGAAAUUGUUUGUUACAAAGCAGCUGUCUAAAUGAAUUUAUCAGGACAGAAAUACUUUAAAAUUAGUGCCUAAAUUAUGAUUUUAGUUCACAUUAUUGCCUGAUUUCGAAUGAAGUUAAUCAUGAGUUAUACAUAAUGUUACAGUUUAAACUUAAAAUUUAUAGGGAUUUUUGUUUUUACCUGAAGAUGUCCAUCGUCAAAGUGUAAACUGAAGACAUGCAACAUACAUCUUAUUGACUAUGGACUGCUUCAACUAAAUCUAACAAAAAGUAAAUGUACCUUUGUACAAACACAAAUUAUUGGGAGAAAGAAAAUGAGGUGAAAGGGGCAUGUUAAUGCAACUGUACACUUGCCGGUCUUGUAAAACUACACUAAGUUGAUCCAUGUUGUCAUCUCAUCAGUCCAGCUAAUAAGACGAGAAUUGUGUUUAACUCUAGUUUUAAAUCUGGAUUGUGUAAUUUUGUUCCUAUUUAAAUCCAUUUCAUUUGUAUUUGAUGGUAUGCAAGCAAUAAAUAAUGCAGUAGGA